AUGACCCCCACUGCUACGAACAACGGAACCAAGCCCACUGCGACGGCGGCGGGCUACAAGCCUGGCGAGGCGGAUAUGCACGCGCUCACGUGGCAGGGCAAGCGCGAUGUGCGCAUCGCCAAUGUGCCCCGACCCACCAUCACCGACCCUACCGACAUCAUUGUGCGCGCUACGGGCGUCACGGUGUGCGGUAGCGACCUGCACCUCUACUACGGCGAUGUGCCCGACGUCCACGAAGGCGAGAUCCUCGGCCACGAAGGUGUCGGUGUGGUCGACCAGGUCGGCGCCCAGGUGACCAAAUUCAAGCAGGGCGACCGCGUGGUCGCCUCGUUCUCGGUGGCGUGCGGUAGCUGCGACUACUGCAAGAAGGAGGAAUUCACCAUGUGCGACCGCACCAACAGGAGCAGCAGGAUGGAGCAGCUCCACGGCAGCAAGAUCGGCGGCAUCCUCGGAUACUCGCACCUGCUCGGCGGAUAUGCGGGCACCCAGGCCGAGUACUUCCGUGUGCCGUUUGGCGACGUUAACCUUUUCCGCAUUCCCGACGAGGUGCCCGACGAAAAGGCCAUCCUGCUCGCCGACGUGGCACUCGCGGCCUAUCACAGCGUCGUGGAUAUCGACUUCAAGGAGGGCGAGACGGCGGCGAUCUGGGGCGCCGGUGCCAUUGGCCAGCUCAUUGCGCAGUGGCUCUGCAAGGUCUUUGGCGCCCGCAAGGUGAUCAUCAUCGACAAUGUCGCCCCGCGUCUGAGCUGGGUCAAGGACCGUCUCAACGUGGAGACGAUCAACUUUGACCACACCGCCAACGUGGCCGACGAGAUCCUUUCGAGGUUGCCGGGCGGUGUGGAUGUGGCGUUUGACGCUGCUGGCUUCCGCUACUCCAAGUCGUUCCUGCACCGUGCCAUGCAGACGCUCUCGCUCGAGACGGACACGCCCGAGACGCUCAACGAGGCCAUCCGCGCCACUCGCAAGCGCGGCCGCAUCAGCGUCAUCGCUGAUUACGCAGGCCACUGCAGCGGCUUCCUCAUUGGCGCCCUCAUGGAGAAGGGCAUCACGCUCAAGGGCAACGGCCAGGCUCCCGUGCAGAAGUACAUGGAGAAGGUGCUCAAACACUUUGUCGCGACGGGCAAGUUUGAUCCGACGCUCAUCUUGACCCACCGCUUUGCCCUCGAUGACGUUGCCAAGGCUUACAGGGCUUUUGACCAGAAGCGCACCGACGAUUCAACGGGCCUGCCCUACAUCAAGGCCUUUGUCGAGACCAAGUACUCGAAGCCGCGCGCCGAGGGUACGCCCGAACUCGGCCACGUCCCUGGCGCUUGA
This is a messenger RNA of Moesziomyces aphidis, 1314 nucleotides long. NCBI's taxonomy places the organism in Eukaryota, Fungi, Basidiomycota, Ustilaginomycetes, Ustilaginales, Ustilaginaceae. The record is from the annotation of a GenBank genome assembly.